Messenger RNA from Misgurnus anguillicaudatus (oriental weatherfish), 4335 nucleotides. RefSeq names its product RAB11 family interacting protein 1 (class I) b (gene rab11fip1b). The record is from RefSeq and is a predicted model, not a curated record. Gene Ontology annotation, biological process: regulated exocytosis. Gene Ontology annotation, molecular function: small GTPase binding. NCBI's taxonomy places the organism in Eukaryota, Metazoa, Chordata, Actinopteri, Cypriniformes, Cobitidae. Gene Ontology annotation, cellular component: intracellular membrane-bounded organelle.
CGUGGCAUCUACGAUGACGCGCACUUGUUGCUUUACUGGACAAGGUGAAACUUUUCCAGCGCAACAGUAACGGACUUUUUAACGUUGUAACUUCGUGUGACAGCGCGACUUGCGCGUCCUGUUCAGCGUGAGUCCCAACAGAAAUCUGUUGGAUUCAGUCCCGAAAUGUCUUUAUCCGAGCAAAGCCAGCAGUGGUAUCCCACCAGCGUUCAGGUAACGGUACUCCAGGCGAGGGGUUUGCGGAUCAAGGGGAAAAAUGGCACGAACGACGCGUACGCCAUCAUGCAGGUGGCCAAAGAAAAGUUCUCAACGUCGGUGUCCGAGAAAACCGUCGCGCCUGUGUGGAAAGAGGAGGCCGCCUUUGACCUGCCGCUUUUUCACCCCGGUAACGUGGACCGAUGCACCUUACAGGUGAGCGUCAUGCACCGGGCGCUGAUAGGAGCUGAUAAAGUGCUCGGGCUGGCGAUCGUCAACUUGUUGGACCUCUACGACAACAAAUCACGUAAUAAAACUGAAUGGUUCAAACUGAUGGGCAAGACGGGAAAACCCGACAAAGACAGGGGUGAGGUGCUUCUAGACAUCCAGUUUAUGAAGAACAACAUGACGGCCAGCAUGUUCGACCUCUCUGGGAUUGACAAGUCACGGUCACGACUUGGCAAGAUAAAGGACAAGCUGAAAGGAAAAAAGAAGGACGGUAUGUCGGAUUCUGCCUCCGCCAUCGUGCCUUCGGUCGGCCAGAUAGUGACCGACAGCGAGGGAGAGGAGGAGGCUGACGCCACACCUGGAAUCAAAAAGAAGAGCAAACUGAAGUCCCUCUUCGCACCGAAGGUUUUGCAACGUAACAUGUCUCAAUCCAUGUCCACACUUCCCACACUUCCUGAAAAAGAUUCAGCCAUCAGUUUGAGCAGGUCGUCUGGCUUAAACGUUGAAUCUUCUGAAGGCAAGAAGAAAUUCAAAUUAUUUAAGCACAAACGCAAUGGAAGUUCAGACAGUAAAGUUUCCCAAGGCGCCGGCUCCUUAGGACAAGGCUUGACGCAGAGCAAUCUGUGCGUCAACGGCAGUCACGUCUACGCAGAAGAGACCAGAGAGUCCCGGGCCGGUUCCACCUUCAGUCUCAACAGCUCCGGGCACGGAUCCAUGGAGGAUCUACGGCGAGGUCACGACAGGAAGAUCUCCACCACCUCCGUGGAAACCGAACCGGAACCUGAGGAGAAUGCCGUGGAAGAGAUGCAAAGAAGACAAGAGGAACAGAUGAAAAGGGAACGGGAGGCAAAGAAACGGCUGGAGGAGGAAAAGAGGAGACAGAUUGAAGAGGAAGAGAGAGAGCAGUUCAGGAGAGAAGAAAUGAGGAAGGAGGAGGAGAGGAAGAGGAUAGAAAGGGAAGAAGAGAGGAAAUGGAUUGAGAGAGAGGAGGAGAGGAAACGGAUUGAGAGAGAGGAGGAGAAGAGGAGGCUAGAGAAAAUGGAGGAGGAGAGGAAACGGAUUGAGAGGGAGGAGGAGAGGAAACGGAUUGAGAGGGAGGAGGAGAAGAGGAGGCUAGAGAAACUGGAAGAGGAGAAGGAAAAGAUUAGGAGAGAGGAGGAGAGGAAACGGAUUGAGAGAGAGGAGGAGGAGGAGGAGGAGAAGAGGAGGCUAGAGAAACUGGAGGAGGAGAAGAGAAGGUUUGGGAGAGAGGAGGAGAGGAAACGGAUUGAGAGGGAGGAGGAAAAGAGGAGGCUAGAGAAACUGGAAGAGGAGAAGGAAAAGAUUAGGAGAGAGGAGGAGAGGAAACGGAUUGAGAGAGAGGAGGAGGAGGAGGAGGAGAAGAGGAGGCUAGAGAAACUGGAGGAGGAGAAGAGAAGGUUUGGGAGAGAGGAGGAGAGGAAACGGAUUGAGAGAGAGGAGGAGAAGAGGAGGCUAGAGAAACUGGAGGAGGAGAAGAGAAGGUUUGGGAGAGAGGAGGAGAGGAAACGGAUUGAGAGAGAGGAGGAGAAGAGGAGGCUAGAGAAACUGGAGGAGGAGAGGAAACUGAUUGAGAGGGAGGAACAGAGAAGAAUUGAAGAAGAGGAGGAAAUGGCCAAAAUAAAGAGAGAACAGGAAAAAGUUAGGCGGGAGGAGGAAGAAAAGAGGAUCAAGGAGGAGAGGAGGCGAAAAAUGGAGGAAGAGGGGAGAACAAAGCUUGAGAAGCAAAGCAUGAAGAAAGAUGAAGAGACCAAAAGGAUUGAGGCGGAAAGACGACAUGCUGAAGAAGAGGAAAGGCUGCAGAAGGAAAAAAUGGAAGCAGAGGAAAAUAGGAAAAGGAAAGAGGAAAAAGAUAGAAGAAUGACAGAAGAAAAAGAACUGAAAGAGCGAGAAAAGGUACGGCUGGAAAAAGAGAAGAUGGAGCUUGAGAAAACGGAAAAGGCAUUAAAGGAAAGGAUGAGAAGAGAAGAAGAGAGAAAGUUUAAAGCAGAGCAAGAGAGAAUCAGACAAGAAAAAGAUGAAAUGGAAAAGCAGAAGAAAGAAAAAGAACAGAUUAACACCAUCGAGAGGCGGCCUGACGUGAAACCCAGGAGUGCUCGAAUGAAUGCGGGAAUGAAAACCGAGAAAGCUGAAACGGCUGCCUCACAAUUCACCAAUCCCUUGGAAGAGUCCUUCUUAUUGGAUGAAAUCUCCACCAGUCCGUUCGAGCAGUCAAAAGCAUCAGCCAAAGUAUCUGCGGUCAGGCCAAGUUCUUCUCUUUCUGGAACCUUCUUUUCACAAGCAACGGUGCCAAAUACCAACCCGUUCUUGGAUGAUUCUGACGCCUACAGUGGCAACACAGAAAACGUCUUCAAUCCUGGAGAUAGCACUGAAAAUUUUGAGAAGAAACGGCGUGCGCCGAUACCUCCCCAAACCAAGACACCGUUGGGAAAACCGGAUCUUCCAAGAUUUUCUGGAGCCAAACAAACUUUGGACAAAACACCUGAAGACGGUGAAGAACCUGAUGUCUCUAGUUUACGACAAGAAAAGAGACCAGCACCUUUACCACCAGAUGUCUCCAAGAACAUGGGUGAAGUACUGAACAAAGACCGGGCAACCUUGGAUCAACUAGAUGAGUCUUUAAACCAGUCAGGUGACAACCAUUAUGAUCUUCUUGUAUCUAAGGAGCCUGUUGCAAAAACUGUGCAUUCUGCCUUCGCUGAAAGCCUUUCUUCAAGAGAAAGUGGACAAGAAGAUUCCUGGAGUGCAAAUGAUUCCCGGCAUACAGAAAAUGUGUCGCUGGAAAGUGCUGGCAUGUCGGAAGUUUCCAAAAAGAAAAGUCGGGCUCCUUUACCUCCUGCUAAAUUAGCAUUGGCUGGUGAACAGAAAUCGGCAGGUUUGGGGUCAUUGAACAAGACUUUGCUGCAUGCAAAAGUGUCUCCUAUUGAUGCUCAGCCAGUUGCUGAGCUGAAAAAUGCAGGUGAACCAAAGAGAACAGGUGACUCGGGAUUCAAACCUAGCAGGGCCCAUGCAGUUAAACCCUUGAGCACCAUUGACAACCAGCCAGAUUUCAAAGACAAUUUCGCAUCUGCUAAAAUUGCUGAGGGAGCGCAAGUCUCGAUGAAGGCCCCAGAUGCUAAAGGGACAGGACCCUACUCCCAGCUCACCCAUGAGGAGCUCGUGAACUUGUUGGAAAGGCAAAAAGACCAGCUUUCUCAGAAAGACACCAAGAUCAUGGAACUGGAGCAGUAUAUAGACAAUCUUCUCGUCCGUGUCAUUGAGGAGAAUCCCAGCAUCUUAAUGUCAUUAACCUUAAUGAAGAAAUCUGUUUGAGGGACGCAUCAAGCAGAAGGUUUUUGGCUUGUGUAUAGUCUUACUGUAAUCACAAAUAUGGGGUGACAGUACAAAAGGUGGUUCUCCGUGCAAAGGCAUUACACUAAAGCCAGUGGCAAACACUACUGAGCUGAAGAUCAGGUUGAUGUAUUCCUGAUUUAUGAUGUCUCACAGUAUAUGUUGAUGAGUUGAUGUGACUUGCCUCUGGUUUAAAAAGACCAUUGUGACUGUUUUUGUACUACGCUGCACUAUAUAUACACUGUUUAUGAUAAAUAUAUUUUUUCAGGAAGUCUGUGUUUUGUGCUAAAAACCAUCACUUAAAAAUGCAAGGCACUUUUUCUAUGCAAGUAUUUUAUAUCAGAGAUAUAUUAUCAUUGUGACCAAACAUUGUAUUGAUACGCUAAUGUUCAUUAUGUUGAACUCCGAUGAAGCACUUUAAAAGGACUUUCGACUAAUUGCCCUUAAAAAUGAUUUUCAUCUGUAAAUAUUAUUUUAUCAUCAUCCUCAUAUCUAUGUCUAUUUCAUAUAACCUAACAGCUUUAUUAUUCUCUGUCUUUGAAAUAAAGAAUCUCACAGAUUGCA